This is a messenger RNA of Macrosiphum euphorbiae (potato aphid), 3954 nucleotides long. The record is from the annotation of a GenBank genome assembly. Lineage: Eukaryota; Metazoa; Arthropoda; Insecta; Hemiptera; Aphididae.
AUGACGCUUCCCGUCUCCGCUGGAUACAUUGAAGCAAAGGCCCGUGUAAUCCGAGAUGAUGCAACUACGGAUAUCAGUGCUCCGUCAGCAGCUACGAUGUUUACUGCCACUCAAAGAUCUCGGCCGAUCCUACUGUCAACAUUACUCAUCAAUGUCGCAUCAAUCGACCAACAGAAACAUACUCUGCGUGCACUAUUGGAUACGGGAUCUCAAGUCAGUUUUAUCACGAAGCAGUGUGCAGAUCGCCUCUCUGUGACCCGCCGACGUUGCUCUACAAAAAUCAGCGUGUUCUCAGGCACACCGGUUAACGUGGUGUCUGGCAUGACCACAAUCACAAUGUCACCAGUAAACCAAUCUGAACCAUCCAUUCCUCUCGAUGUUCUUAUUGUGUCAAAAAUCACAGAUGUCACACCUCAAGAAACUAUUCAAGCAACUUCGUGGCCAAACAUCAAUCAACUAGAUCUGGCAGAUCCAACCUUCCACACUCCAGGGCAAGUUGAUAUCUUGCUCGGCGCAGACGUCGCACCAGCUAUCUUCACCGGUGAUCGCAUUGCUGGUCUUCAACAUCAUCCAACGGCCUUUGGCACUGUAUUUGGAUGGGUUUUGAUGGGACCAGCUGAAGCAAUGACACCCAAGACAGUCACGUCAAUGUUAGUCACCUCUGAUUCAACAAUUGAACAAUCUUUGUCAAAAUUCUGGGAGAUGGAGGAGCCACCCCAUAAACACCAUUUGAGCCCAGAUGAAAUCCACGCAGAAAGAAUAUUCAUGUCCUCAGUAAAGCGUCUGGCGUCUGGUCGAUUUAGCAUUGCGCUACCAUUAAAACAUCCUCACCCAAUCCUCGGAGAUUCCCGGAGCAUGGCUCAAACACGAUUUCGUUAUUUGGAACGCCGAUUGUCGCAAAAUGAAGAGCUUUCCCGACAAUAUAAGGAGUUCAUGAAAGAUUACCUUGAGAGUCAACAUAUGGAAUUAGUCCCGAUGAAUAAAAGAAUGACUCCAUAUUGCUACUACAUCCCACAUCACUGCAUCGUGCGUCCUGAGAGUAAGACAACUAAACUCCGAGUCGUCUUUGAUGCAUCUGCUGUGACCACCACGGGACAAUCACUCAAUACCAACCUAUACACAGGUCGCAAGCUCCAACAGGACUUACCGCGGAUUCUGAUCCGUGCCCGAGUACACAAGGUUCUGUUUACAGCUGACAUCAAGCAGAUGUAUAGGCAAAUUGAAAUUCAUUCUGAAGACCGUGAUUAUUUACGGAUUCUUUGGCGAUUUAAUCCUGAUGAACCAAUAACAGAAUACCGUCUCUGUACAGUAACAUAUGGUACAUCCUCUGCUCCUCAUCAAGCAUUGCGAACCUUACAACACCUAGCUAAGAUCGAGGAGACAAGAUUCCCCAUCGGUGCUCAGAUCCUCAUGCAAGAUACGUUUGUGGAUGACAUACUCACGGGGGCUGAUUCCCCAGAAGCAGCUUUAGUGCAACAAUCACAAUUAAUUGCUCUAUGCAAACAAGGCCAAUUUCAACUUCGGAAAUGGGCCAGCAACUCUCCUGUGAUCCUUCAGGCUGUAUCAGAAAAUGAGCGCUCCAUGUCAGCUGAUGUACUAUUUGAUGAUGAGCUGGAGGCUGGGCUGAAAAUCCUCGGGAUGCAAUGGAAUCCAAAACUAGAUCAUUUCUCUUACACCUUCCAGUGUCCAAAUGCAAGUACAACUAAACGCUCGAUCCUUUCGGAUCUUGCACGCAUCUUCGAUCCCCUCGGCUUUCUCUCACCUGUCACCUUUUUGGCAAAGCACAUGAUGCAGUUAUUAUGGACAUCAGGAAUCGGAUGGGACGAUCCCAUUCCCGAGCCGGUGCAAACAAUGUGGCAGCGGUACCAAAGUGAAAUUCAAUGCAUACAAAAUCUGAAGAUUCCCCGACGAGAAAGAGAAACUCAGUAUGAACUUCACGUCUUCUCAGACAGUUCCGAAAAGGGUUAUGCGGCCGCAGUGUACCUACGCUGUGAUUCCGGAAACCACGUGUAUUGCAACCUCGUCACGGCCAAAUCCAAGGUGUCACCUCUGAAACGAGUGACUAUUCCACAGUUAGAAUUGUGCGGUGCAGUGUUGGCAGCUCAACUGUUGCAUUAUGUCUAUGAACUUCUCAAACAACUACUAUCCAUCGACGCCAUGCACGCCUGGACUGAUUCGACGACCACUCUCGCCUGGAUUCAAUCAUCUCCACAUCGCUGGGCUACGUUUAUUGCAAACCGAACGAGCCAAAUCCAGAGCCUCACACCACCAUCACUCUGGCGAUAUGUUCCAACCAGCGAGAAUCCAGUAGACUGCGCGUCUCGUGGACUCUACCCUUCUGAACUUCUGAAACAUUCAAUGUGGCGGAAUGGACCUGCGUUCCUGGUCCAAGAUCACAGUACAUGGCCCUUAUAUUCUGCUGCGGCCGUCACAGACCUUGAAGCACGACCCACAGUCCUCGUGAUAACCCCGACCAGCACCAUUUUCGACCGCCUCUUCUGUCGAAUUUCGUCAUUACAAAAGAUCAUUCGCAUCAUCGCAUAUUGUAAACGAGUUUUUGCGAACAUCAAACCCAACAGGAUCGAACCAACAACCACUGAACUAAGUCACGCACUGGAGGUCAUUAUACUCGCCGUACAAAGCCAAGCAUUCGGUGACGAACUUACGCAGCUCCGCGAUCCUACUCACAAAGGCGCUAGCAAGUUACGUGGCUUAAAUCCAUUUGUUGACAACCGUGGAAUCCUUCGAGUUGGAGGUCGUCUGGUCCACUCUGAUCUUCCGUAUGAGCAGAAGCACCCUAGUCUUCUACCGAGGACACAUCGAUUUACUCACUUGCUAAUUGACGACACUCACCGUCAACACAACCACCCGGGGGCUAAAACACUACAAGCCAUCAUCCAGCAACAGUAUUGGAUUGUAGCUAGUCGCCAAGUAAUUAAAUCCCGUUUACGUCAUUGUAUUGCCUGCUACCGAAUUCGUCCCCGAGGAGUCCAGCCCAUAGUGGGAAAUUUGCCAAAAUUUCGUUUACAGCAAAUAAAGCCAUUCACCGCAGUCGGGGUCGACUACGCUGGUCCAAUCACGUUAAAACCAUCAAAAACACGCAGCACUGUACCAUGCCAAGCCUACAUAUGCCUCUUCGUCUGCAUGGCAACCAAAGCGCUACAUCUUGAACUCGCCUCAGACUUGUCCACAGAAACUUUUCUGAUGGCCUUUAGUCGUUUUAUUUCACGCCGAGGCCCAAUACAACAAAUGCACAGUGACUGUGGAACCAACUUUGUAGGUGCCUCCAAGUUGUUUGAAAAAGUUGAUAAAUUCACACAAUCCACUGAACACCAGGAAAAGUGUAGGAACUUUCUCACAGCGCGGAACAUCAGCUGGCACUUCAAUCCACCAUCCGCACCUCACUUCGGGGGUCUUUGGGAGGCUGGAGUGAAGUCAACAAAAACACUGAUUCACAGAACGAUUGGUCUCCAUCGACUCAAGUACGAAGAACUCAGUACCCUUUUAACGCGGAUCGAAGCCACACUAAACUCACGGCCGUUAAGUGCACUCAGUCCUGAUCCAUUAGACUUCGAUGCACUAACGCCCAGCCAUUUUCUUACACUGAUGCCCAGCACUUCAACUGUCGAUCCGAACUUAGAUAACAUACCAACGUCACAUUAUAAACGCUGGAAACUCAUUUCGGAACUCCACACACACUUUUGGAAACGUUGGAAAAACGAAUAUCUACAGACUCUCCAGCUUCGAUCAAAAUGGUCAACCGGUCAAAAGAACCUAACGGUCGAUUCAUUGGUCCUUAUUCGAGAACCAACUCCUCCGUUGUGCUGGAAGCUUGGCCGGAUCACAGAAGUACAUCCAGGACUAGAUGGUGUCGUCAGGGUAGCCACCGUCAAGACUGCAACCGGGCUUCUCAAACGUCCAACAGUCAAACUCUGUCCUUUGCCAAUAUGUUGA